CAAAGUACACUCGCGGAGGCAACUGAAAAGCUAGAAAUUGAAACGCGAAACAAGUAAUUACCAUAAAGGAGAACUUAAAAGCGGAUCGCAACAAUAACGAGAUUAUAAAGGAAAUUCCAGUCUGUUGGAUUUAAAUUAACUUUGAUUUGUUUAUUAUCAAAUCUGCGAACUGAUUAGUAAGCUAAACCAUUGUGAAAGUUCAUCUCGGUAUUUACAUACUAUUGUGAACACAACCCAACCUGUGCAAAGUUAUAUAACAUUUUCCAAUUGACAAUUAACUCAAACUUCGAAAGGAAGAGCAAUACAAUAUGACUGGCUAUAAUUCCAAAGGCGACGUGGCCACCAGCAAUGGAAAUCACAACAACAGCAGCGGACACAGCAAUGGACACAAGGUCGCCGAAUAUACCGCGCAGGAGAACCACACCAGGAGCGACAACCGUAUACAAUGCUCCCUUACGCCCGAAGAGUUUCGCGCUGUGCGCGUAAUGAAUGAAGACACGUAUCCCUAUGAGGUCAUUCAGGAGAUCGCCGACUUUAUUGUGAAGGGCUCAGGCAUAAGACCAAAGAUUGGCAUUAUUUGCGGAUCUGGGCUCGGCUCCCUUGCCGAUAUUAUUCAGGAUGCCAAGGUCUUCGAGUAUGAAAAGAUCCCAAACUUCCCUGUAUCGACAGUCGAGGGACAUGCAGGCAGACUAGUCGUCGGUACACUGGAGGGCGCUAAUGUCAUGGCCAUGCAGGGGCGCUUUCAUUUCUACGAGGGCUACCCCCUGGCCAAAUGCUCUAUGCCAGUGCGCGUGAUGAAGCUCUGUGGCGUAGAGUAUCUUUUUGCUACAAAUGCGGCGGGCGGUAUAAAUCCUAAGUAUGCGGUUGGCGACAUUAUGCUCAUGCAUGAUCAUGUCAACAUGCUGGGCUUCGCUGGCAAUUCUCCCCUGCAGGGACCCAACGAUCCACGCUUUGGGCCCCGUUUUCCCGCUCUGGUCAACUCGUAUAAUAGGGACCUUAUCAACAAGGCGAUUGAGAUUAGUAAAAUAAUGGGAAUUGAGUCAAAUAUACAUGUUGGUGUUUACUCUUGCCUUGGAGGACCAACCUACGAGACCAUAGCCGAAUUAAAGGCACUCCGCAUGAUGGGUGUUGAUGCAGUGGGCAUGUCCACGGUGCACGAGGUCAUUACAGCUCGCCACUGUGAUAUGAAAGUGUUCGCUUUCAGUUUAAUAACCAACAAGUGUUCCAUCGAGUACAGCGACAAGAAGGACGACGAGGCCAACCACGAGGAAGUCAUGGCUGUAGCCAAAAACAGGCAGAAGGCAUGCUGCGAGCUCGUUUCCCGACUUAUAGCUGAAAUCCAAAAAGGGUCGUAGACCAGCAGUCACCUGAACGAGGAAACUUCGCAGCUGCGAUCGUCUGGUUGAUUUUAAAAUUAUUUUUAACCCUAAUUCAAGUUUUAAAAUUUACAGUAUAAGCUAAAAUAUAGAUAAUAAGAUAUAA
Molecule: messenger RNA, 1482 nt
Organism: Drosophila virilis
Lineage: Eukaryota; Metazoa; Arthropoda; Insecta; Diptera; Drosophilidae
Product: purine nucleoside phosphorylase
Biological process (GO): nucleoside metabolic process
Cellular component (GO): cytoplasm
Molecular function (GO): purine-nucleoside phosphorylase activity
Source: RefSeq, a predicted model, not a curated record